AUAACCGAAAGAUGGGUCCCACUCCUCAGAAUUGAAACACGUGUUUCUUCUGAAAAGAUGCGGGACACGUAUCAUAUAAUUUCUGUCAGAGAGUUCAAAUCCGUAGUUGCCAACGGCUAGUAGAGCUGUCGAAGGAGAUUCCGGUGGAAUUUGGCGGAAAAUUCUCAUUUUGCCCCUAAUAAAUGGAGAAAAAUCUCAUAAAUCUCCUUCAUGCCACUCUACAUCUCAAGCAAUUCAAGCAAAUCCACGCCCUGGUCCUCACCAAAAAUCUCAAUCUCACUGCAUUUUUUCUCAAAAGGCUCUUGAAUCUCUCAUUCAUAGACUACGCCCGUAAGGUGUUCGAUGGAAUUCCUCACCCAGACCAAAACCUCUAUAGUUCCGUCAUCUCAACCUACUUUAGAUUGUCUUUGAAUAAGGAAGUUGUCGAUACCUUCUUUCUAAUGCACCACAAGCAAACACAGAUCAUAUAUUUCGCAGUUCCGCAUGUUCUCAAAUCAUGCGCUUCCUUGUCGGCAACCGCGGAAGGAAGACAAGUACAUUCUCUUGUUAUAAGAUACGGGUUCGGUUUCAAUGUCUUUAUUCAGACAGGUUUGAUUGAUUUCUAUGCGAAAACAGGAGAUUUGGAUUCUGCUAAACAGGUCUUUGAUGAGAUUUUGGUUAAGGAUCCUGUUGCUUAUAAUUGUUUGAUAUCUGGGUACUCUAAAUCUGGAAGGGUUUUAGAGGCACGUCAUCUCUUCGAUGAAAUGCCUGCCAGAACUAUUGUUUCAUGGAAUUCGAUGAUUUCGUGCUACACGCAUAAUGGGGAUUUGAUGGAAGGGUUGAGAAUGUUUGAACUGAUGCAAAUUGAGGGUGUUAAUCCAAAUGAGAAUACCUUGGGGACAGUUCUAUCCAUAUGUGCCAAAUUGGGUGAUUUGGAAAUGGGCUUGAAGGUUAAGAAAUUCAUUGAUGAUAAUAAUUUGCAAAGAAAUUUGAUUUUGUCAACUGCAAUAUUGGAAAUGUAUGUAAAAUGUGGGGCUGUUGAUGAUGCGCGCCAAGAGUUCGAUCAAAUGGAUCGAAGAGAUGUCGUUGCAUGGAGUGCCAUGAUUGCUGGUUAUGCUCAAAAUGGGAGAUCAAAUGAGGCUCUGGAGCUCUUCGAACAAAUGAAAAUGCAAAAAAUUAAGCCGAAUGAUAUCACGCUUGUAAGCAUUUUGUCUGCUUGUGGUCAAUUGGGGUCAGUGGAAGCCGGCGAGCGUAUAGGCAACUACAUUGAGAGUCAGGGCUUCAGUUUUAAUGUAUAUGUUGGUUCCGCCCUAUUGGACAUGUACGCUAAAUGUGGAAACAUUAGAAAAGCUCGUCAAGUCUUUGAUGAGAUGCCCAAGAGAGAUGUCGUUUCUUGGAACUCAAUGAUUGGGGGGCUAGCAGUUAAUGGGUUUGCAAUGGAAGCAAUUGAUCUUUAUGUUAAGAUGAAGGAAACGGGUGUCAAGCCCAAUGAUAUAACAUUUGUUGCAUUGUUAACAGCAUGCACCCACGCAGGACUUGUUGAAUUGGGAUGUGGGUUCUUUGAAAGCAUAAGAUCGGAUCACAAAAUAGCACCAAAGGUUGAGCAUUAUGCUUGCAUUGUGGAUCUUUUCUGUAAAUCGGGUCGACUGGUUGAGGCGUAUGAGUUUAUUUGUAAGAUGGAAGUGGAGCCUAAUGUUGUUAUAUGGGGCACCUUAUUGAGUGCAUGUCGAAUUCAUUCAAAUUUAGAGCUUGCUGAGCGGGCGGUUGAGAAGCUACUAGUAUUAGAGCCCGAGAAUUCUGGUAAUUAUGUUCUUCUUUCUAAUAUGUAUGCUGGUGCAGGGAGAUGGGAGGAGUCCUUGAAAACAAGGGUCUUGAUGAGAGAGAAAAGGGUGCAAAAAACAGCUGCUUAUAGUUGGAUAGAAGUGGAGGAUAGGGUACACAAGUUUCUAGUUGGAGAUUCGUCUCAUCAGAGGUCUGAUGAGAUAUAUACUGUUGUUAAUGGGUUGAGCUUGCAGUUGAAGUCAGCUGGUUAUGCUCUGAAUUCAGAUUUUGAGUUUUCAUAGCAUUUUUAGUAGAAGAUAUGCAGAUGCUUCUCUUACCAGAUUGCAGAUAAUUCGAACUAUAUUCUUGAGUGCAUUUGAAGACUCUGUAAUGGGGAUGCUUCUGUUUGGUACACCACAACGGCACAACAUAAGACAUCCAUCUUCCCUUUACCAUCCAGUUCUCAUCUACAUUGAUUUGUAAGCACCUAAGGAGGUGAUUGCUGUAGACUUGGAAUGCUGACUUGGACUCAUACGGGCCCACAUGAUAGCAUAUCAAUUUCAUGUGUUGAGAGGCCAAUUGGUUCGA
Magnolia sinica is the source of this 2328-nucleotide messenger RNA. Its product is annotated as pentatricopeptide repeat-containing protein At1g08070, chloroplastic-like. The record is from RefSeq and is a predicted model, not a curated record. The transcript has a single exon. The coding region runs from base 183 to 2042 and encodes 619 amino acids. Gene Ontology annotation, molecular function: RNA binding; protein binding. NCBI's taxonomy places the organism in Eukaryota, Viridiplantae, Streptophyta, Magnoliopsida, Magnoliales, Magnoliaceae. Gene Ontology annotation, biological process: RNA modification.